CCGUCCAGUACUUCUGACUCGGAGAAGUCUUUAGUAGGCGGCUCUUGCAUCAAAGCCCUUCGCCAUUACUUCCGGUGUGAUCGGUAACGGCGAUUUCCGUUGUGCUCAUAGCUGUCGGCGCUCUGCUAUAUACUUACAAACUCCGCGAGUUAGCUCCAGACGCCAGUAGUACGGCGCUCGAUCUCAGUUUGUAUCUCAAGCAGACACCCUCUCGUGUCCGCUGUUGUGUCUGACGCUCCCUGCCGUGCUGAUUACACUCAGCGGCUCAGCCCAUUUUCGUACAAGAACCAACCGGCACGAUACUCGUUACGCAAAGAGUUAAAUAUUUCGUCUGCCUUUCUGCCGCCAUACUUCUUAUCAGAAUCCUCCGGCAGGUCGAAAUGCCUCGCGAUUCUUGGACCAUAUCCAGGCGUGGCGGACCCGUUAGGCGUCUCAGAGCACCUCGAGAAAUGGGCUCUGUAUUUCAUUACUUCGCAGCGCUUACUAUUCUCUCACUAUACAUAGUUUCACCAGCAGCGUCUGUAAAUCCAAGCACGUCGGCACCUGCCCCUUACACCACUGGUGGAACCCCCGGAUCGCGUCUUCGCGGUGGCGGCGGUGGAAGCGGUCCGACGCCAGAAUCAAGAAAUUCAUCGAUCAAAGCAGGAAGCAGCACCGUGAAAUCUCCCGGCGACAAACCUACUGGCGUCAAACCUACUGGUGUCAAACCUACUGGUGUCAAACCUAGCAGCGGCAAUCUUAACGGCAGCAAGCCUACUGGCAGCAAGCCCACCGGCAAUUCUAACUCGACGAGCGUUCCCGCGCCCAAAGGAAGCCCGACAAAGACGGCGGCAAAAUCGGUGGUUAAACCGGCGACAAAUGCGGCGGCAAAGCCGGCGGACAAGCCGGCGACAAAGGCGGCGGACAAGCCGGCGGCAAAGGCGGUGCCAAAGCCGGCGGGAUCGGCGGCUCCGAGCGCCAAGAAGCCGGCGACGGUACAGAGCGGCGCGAGCGGGCUUCCGCGCCAACGGCUAGUUGGCGCACGCACGAGCGCGGGAGCUGGGGGAAGCUCCGCGUCGUGGCUGGCGCAAAACGGGGGCGCGACGUGCGACAUCUCCGUCGGCACGUGGAUUCCCAGCAGCGCGCGCCCCGCGUACGCGUCCACGUGUCCGUACAUCUCGAGCAAGUUCAACUGCGUGGCGAACGGGCGGCCCGACGGUGGUUACCAGCACCUGCUGUGGCAGCCGCGCGACUGUAACAUGACGCUCUUCUCCCCGCUCCUCUUCUCGCUCAUGUUUCAAGACAAGACUCUGGCUCUCGUUGGCGACUCCAACGCCGAGUACCUCUUCCAGUCGCUGCGUUGCCAGCUCGCCACGGGCCUUCAGACCGAGACUGUGAACGUGACGGCAGGAACAGAGGCGUUCCGAGUGAUUGGGUCCAACACUCUCGUGCUGCUAGUUGACGCACCCUUCCUCUCCUACGCUUCUCCUGCUGUUCAAACCCUCCAAUACAAGGCCAGCACUUGGAACGUGCAUCUUGAUGUGCUCCACCCGACACUGCGCCAGAUCCUCCCACAGGCCCAUGCCGUCAUUUUCUCUUCGGGCUCCUGGUUCCUGUCGCCCAACCGCGUGUACUACAGAAACGGCCGGCCACUCGCCGCCCAGAUAACUGGCCUGCAGGCGCACAGCACUGUGCUCGGUGCACUCUCGGAUUAUCUCACAGCGCUGAAGUCGGGCGGCGGCAGUGCGCUGGAAACUACUAGAGCGGCAGGUGCAGGUGGGGGUGCGAAAGAAGCAGCAGCAGCAGCAGGGGUGGCAGGAGGAGCAGGAGGAGCAGGGGCAGCAGGAGCGGGGAAAGCAACAUCGGGAGGAGUGGUAACCAGGAAGCAGUUGUUAGCUGCUGAUGGUGACACCAACAGCAGCAGCAGCAGCAGUAUUCAGUCAGGAGGCUCGGUCCCUCGCACCUUCUUCCUCUCGAUCCCCCCCGCCCACACGCCCAACACCUUCCGCUACCAAGACACCUCCUGUGGGGUCUUCGCCGAGCCUCUCUCUGAGCCGGACCAGGCCUUUGCCGUGGGCCGGAGCGCCGAAGCUGCGUGGACAGCCUCGGAACGAACCGCGCUCUCAGGCUCGGACAUCCAGCUCCUGGACAUCCUAGGCAUGGCGAUGUACAGGCCUGAUGGACACGUGGCGAGAUAUGGUUCGAAGGGAGGCAUGGGGGCAAUGGACUGCGGCGGGUGGUGCUUGCCUGGAGUGCCGGAUGCAUGGGUGGACAUGUUUUUCCACCUCUAUGCGAGCCCCACUGGGGUGCAGCAGGUGCUGCUGGGUCUGGCGAGGGCAGUGGGGGCAGCAGCGGUGGGGGAUGUGUGCUGGCAGGUACCCAGAUCAGCAGAGACAAUCGCAGGGUAUGUCUAGGGGAGAGGGGUUUUGAGGCACCUCGAUGCACCAACCAUCACUAUGCAAGUCCCACUGGCAUUCAGCAGGUGCUGCUGGGUAUGGCGAGGGCAGUGGAGGGAGGCAGGAGCGGUGGGGGAUGUGUCCUGGCGAGUGCCCAGAUCAGCAGAGACGAUUGCAGGGUUUCUCUAGGGUGAAAGGCGGACACUGGGAGAUGCUAAUUUGCCAGCCCUGGAAGGCAGUGGGAGCAGCAGCGGUGGGGGAUGUGUGUGCUGGCAGGUGCCCAUAUCUGCAGAGACAAUCGCAGGGUAUGUCUAGGUAGGAAGGAGUGUGGGAUGUUGGGGGGAGGAAUCACUACCCCUUCGAGGGCCCACUCGGAAGGAGCGGCACUACCAAGCUGAGGGGGAGGAGGAAUGGCUAACAAGAUGGGUGCAUGAGUGGACAGGGCUUUUAAACCAGGUACAGGGGGGGUGGGGGGGUUUUAAGGCAUGAGCUAGUGAGUCAGAGGCUUCUAUGUGUAGGUAGAUGGUUGUUUCUUGAACAACCAGGUUUGACUAGUGGAGUUGCGCAUAUAUGCAGCAGGUGUAACGAUACACCUGAAAGCUGCACCUUGUAGGCGGUGUUUCCAUACGACUGCUGGGGUUUUGCCUGAUUGAAAAAACGUGGCUUGCGCAUGGUCCAGGGUGUAUGCCAAUUUCGCAGUGUAGUAGAUUCCAUUAUGUGAUACCAU
Molecule: messenger RNA, 3102 nt
Organism: Closterium sp. NIES-67
Lineage: Eukaryota; Viridiplantae; Streptophyta; Zygnematophyceae; Desmidiales; Closteriaceae
Source: the annotation of a GenBank genome assembly